CGCGCAGUCAGUCAAAAUUCCACCACUGGCGCAGCUGUCACACUUUUGACGCUUUUCUGUGCUCAAAUGCGACAGGAAUGAAUCCAAAGAGGGUCGACUGUUUCCAUGAUCUGCUUUCAGUGUCAAAUUAACGAGGAGGGUGGCUAAGACAUGGUGCGUUACAUCACUGAAAGCCUCUGAUGCUCUGGAGCCCGGAAGCGCGACUUCUUCUGAGCUCUUGUCUCCUUGCGCACCUGGCUCAUGUGAAGUGCGACUGAGGUGCUCACAUCACGGCAACCGACUUGUAGCGCAUCGACCAUGGCGGCGUUAAUUGUCCCCUCCGCUCUCGCCGACACCAAUGCCGGGUCCAGGAAAGCACAGCGAGGGCACGGAAGCAGCCGCGAGCCCCUCAAAUGUGAGAGUGAGCAUGUUGGUCAAAACACUGUUCUGGAGAAAACGCGUGAGUUCUUCCAGGUCUGUGACAUCGAGAGAAAAGGCUUCAUCACCCAACGUGACAUGCAGAGGCUGCUUGGCGAGCUCCCUCUCACUGCGGACGAGUUGGAGAAAGUCUUUGACACCCUUGAUUCUGACAGCAAUGGAUUUCUUACCCUUGAUGAGUUCUCCACUGGCUUUAGUGAAUUUUUGUACGGCAGGAAUAUUUCUUUAAAGGAAGGCAUGGGGGAUAACCGCCCCUGUACGAAGCCUCCAGAGGUUCUCUACCACAGCCGGUGGGACGAGAGCUUGCCAACUUCAGAGGAUGAAGAGGAGAAGCAUUUUUCCAUGCUGAUGGAGAGCCUUGGAGCCAACAAUGUCUUUGAAGAUCCUGCGGCGGUACGCAGUUUGUGGGCCCAGCUUCGCCAAGAUGAACCACAUCUUUUAUCCAAUUUUGAGGACUUCCUGGCAAGGGUAACAUCCCAGAUAAUUGUGGCCAACCAGGAAAAGAGAGAAAUGGAGAGUGCGCUGAAACGAAAAGCAGCAACACAUGAUGAUGAGAUCCAUCGCCUCUAUGAGGAAAUGGAGCAGCAAAUAAAGAAUGAAAGGGAACAGCUUGUGCUGCAGGACUAUAAGAGGUUUGUGUCUCGUAGUCAAGACCUUGAAAGACAGCUUAUCAUCAAGGAGAAAGAGUUGGAGCAGCUCUUUCUAAAGCAAAGGAGGUUGGAAGAUCAGUGUCAGGAGCUUCAUAGUGAGCAACAUGUGACCAAAGUGGAGAACGUGAAGUUGAAGAAGACGAAUGAUGAACUAGUGAAGGAUCUGGAUCACACUAGUCAAGAGCUGCUCUUGGCACAGGAGCAGCUGAGUCUGCUCCAUGAGCAGUCCACACAACUCAAUGAGGAGAAGGAGAUGGAAAUAUACAGACUGACCGAGGGACUGCAGCGUGAGCGAGCAAGCCUUCUUAAACAAUUGGACCUGAUGAGGGAAGUGAAUAAACAUUUACGAGAUGAAAAAGACAUUUUCUUUCAGAAACCUAAAAAUUGUAAGAAUACAGGAUUACAGCCAAGGCCCUUAUAUAAUACUGGGACACAUACUUACUUCCCAAAAAGUGAAGAGGAGGAAGCGGAUGUAAGGCAGAACCCUGCCCAUGUGUCAAGCAACUCUUGUGGUUCAGAGGUGACCAGAGCUUACCUACAGAGGAUCAUCUCGAUCGAGGAGGAUCACCUCCCACAUUUGCUCCAAAAUGGUAGCCAGACCCAAAUCCCUCUUCAGCCAUUUAACGAAGGCGAGGAAGCGUCAGCUCACGAAGAGAAUAUAGACUUGUUGAUGAGCGAUAUUUACCCUGCUCAGCCCCAACUGUCAGAGGAAGCGAGGGAAAUAAGUCCAGGUCCCAUGUCUCCAAGGGGUCAACCUGUUGGCAAGGAGACCAGCAUAAAUGAGGAAAGCAGUCCGUCACUGCCAGACUGCCUCUUUAAAAUCGUUCUGGUGGGGAACUCCAGUGUCGGAAAGACGUCCCUCCUUCGACGCUUUUGUGAUGACUGUUUCAACCCCGACACUUCCGCCACUGUUGGUAUUGACUACAGUGUGAAAACAAUAGUGGUGGACAAGACCCGGGUGGCGCUGCAGGUCUGGGAUACAGCGGGACAGGAAAGGUAUCGAAGCAUCACCAAGCAAUUUUUCCGCAAAGCUGACGGUGUGGUUGUGAUGUACGACAUAACAGUUGAGCAGAGCUUCACAGCUGUCAGACAGUGGCUGACAAGUGUGAAGGAGGGCUCAGGCGAAGACGUAACUUUAAUGCUGUUGGGAAACAAAACAGACUUAGAAAUUGAAAGACAAGUGCAUAUAGCAAUGGGCGAUAGGCUAGCUAAGGACUGUCAGAUGACUUUCUUUGAGUGCAGUGCAUGCUCAGGUCAUAAUGUAAUGGAGGCCAUGCUUCAUCUGGCUAGAACCCUGAAAGAGCAAGAGGACCGAGAAAAAGAGAAGACUGUCCAGCUGGUCAGCGGCUCUUUGGAGAAGAAGAAAUCCUGCUGCUAACAGAUAACGCACACAAUACAGAUUUGCACACUAUCACUCGCCCUUAUUCUUCAAGUCAACAAAACUAUCUCUCCUUGGAGCACACCAAAUUAUUAUCCAGGAGUAUUAUAAUGAAAGAAGAACGACACACAGAGUUAAAUCGGAACCUUUUAAAUAUUGACUUUUCACGGGUAGGCUUUUAAUUGUGUAUUUAUGUGUUAAUCCAAAGUGGAUUUUUCACACAAUUCCAUUAUCAUUUGCAAUACAACAUGACAUAAACAUCUGUCAAGUUUGAAGUAGCGUUGAGUUGUCUUGAGGUCACGUGUGUUUUUAAGUUAUUGGUGUCUCGUGACAGUUCUGUCCACUGCAUAGUUAAAUGUGUUGUUCACUGGGUUCAUUUGAAUGUGUUAUCAUGUGAAAGCGUAAUAUUUGCUGCUAAUCCAUUAUAUAAUUUGAUACCACAAUUGUUGUUGUGCUUCCCAUCUUAUGUUGUACUUUAUAGUUUCUAAUCUGUAAAGUGUUUUGGAGGGAUACAUGUCACUUUUCCUCAGUGGACCAAAUUUGUUUAAUUGUAAAGAAAAUGUGUAUUUACAUCAGAUGCGCCUAAUCUACUUGCCAAGUAUUUUAUACACAUUAUACCACUCAUUCUUGAAUGUAAUACCAAGUAUGAAGUUCGUAAGUGAUUUUGGAGUUCAGAUACUAUUGUUCAUCUAAUUUACUUACUAUUAGUGCUUCGCUACCGCCACUGUCUUGCAAAUCACUUUUAUGAACACACAAGGAGAUAUAAUUAAUGUAACAAAAAUAAACAGUUGGGUGUUAUUUGUAAA
Molecule: messenger RNA, 3251 nt
Organism: Phycodurus eques (leafy seadragon)
Lineage: Eukaryota; Metazoa; Chordata; Actinopteri; Syngnathiformes; Syngnathidae
Gene: cracr2aa
Product: calcium release activated channel regulator 2Aa
Exons: 18
Coding region: 298-2445 (715 amino acids)
Molecular function (GO): GTP binding; GTPase activity; calcium ion binding
Source: RefSeq, a predicted model, not a curated record